Sphaerulina musiva SO2202 is the source of this 2580-nucleotide messenger RNA. RefSeq lists its product as uncharacterized. NCBI's taxonomy places the organism in Eukaryota, Fungi, Ascomycota, Dothideomycetes, Mycosphaerellales, Mycosphaerellaceae. The transcript is spliced from 2 exons. Bases 1 to 2580 code for a protein of 859 amino acids. The record is from RefSeq and is a predicted model, not a curated record.
AUGACGACGUCGAAAAUGGCGAACAAUGGCCCCCACGCCGCUGGCAUCUUUGCCGACAUGACCGUCGACGGGCCUGAAAUUGGAACUCUGGUGGUGAUAGUCGACCGCGGCAAGAACCUGCCCAACCGAAAGACUAUGGGCAAGCAGAACCCGUACUGCGCUGCGAGACUCGGCAAGGAGGCCAGGAAGACCGAGGUGGACAAGAGAGGAGGCCAGACGCCCCGAUGGGACCAGGAACUCCGCUUCACUGUUCACGACUCACCCGACUACUACAAGCUGAAGAUGUCCGUCUUCAACGAGGACAAGACCACAGCGCUCAUUGGUGAGGCCUGGGUGGACCUGGACAGCAUUAUCCUGCCUGGAGGCGGUAAGGGCGAUCUAUGGCAGGGACUUACGUGCAAAGGAAAGUACGCUGGCGAAAUUCGAGUCGAGCUCACAUACUACGACUCGCGGGAAAAGUCGGAGACGAAGGAGGAGACUGUGUCCAUGGCGGAGGAGCUCAGACAGCAGUACGGAACUUUGCAGCCUAAGGUGAAGAGGAGGCCACUGCCCACAAAUCCAAAUGCACCAGCCACGACCGAAGUGGUCAUACCCGAGCGACCCCUGCCGGGGAGAGCAAAGCAUGGUCCCAGAGAUCUCCAGGUCGCCAAUCGAAUGACUUCGGCACCUCCUGCAGUCAAGACGUACAACUAUCCACAGUCCGAGACAACCCUAUUUGGCCAGACGGGAGUCCAGUCGUUGUCGCAGAGCCACUCACCUGCGCCGGCAGCACAUCCAGAGUUGCCGCUGGGCCAGCGCUAUGAGGGCUACGAGCAGCAUCCGGAGCCAGAGAUCCACGAUGCGUAUGGGGUAAAUCCCCUGCAGCCCGAUUUCCUGCCACAACUGGGACCAAGCACUCGACCGCGAGGCUCUAAUGCGCCACAGCCUCGCCAUGCGCCCCGGCUGCAGUCUCAAGCUCGUCCGAUGAGCCAUAUAGGGAUCCCUCACUCGCAUUCUGCGCCAAUUGUGCCGAUCACGCAUCAAGUCGAGCCACGGGCAUUCGAUGACAGCUACCAGCUCCGAACAGACUAUCCUGAGCCAAUGCCCGAUGUUGACCACCAGUAUCGACAAGUAGCAAUUUCGCGUCAAAGAAGAAACGACGUCCCGCCAGGGUGGCAUGACGAUUUCGCGGGUGCUUACUCGGACAAGCAGGCGUACGUGGAAGAGGAGGGAGACUCAUCUUCCCCACCUCCGCCGCCCCCAAUGCACAGCAACAGCGCACCUGCAGUGCCUCACUAUCGAACACCGCAUAAUCAACCUCCGAUGCCCAGACAUGGUGGUACACCCCCUUCCGCGAGACAGCAGUAUGCGCCAAACUCGUCGCCUUUGCAGAGCAUCGAGCGCGACUACGGCCAGCAGCAUAUAUCGUCACAUCACCGACGUCACACCAGAGAACCUUCGUUCGACGAAUUCGGAGGCGAGUCGCCAUACCAGACGAGCCAUCAUUCGACACCUAAUCUCUCCUCUCCUGCCGGACAGCAGAGUCCCUUACCUCAUGCUCGGACUUCGCCUUACAGCAGACAAGUUGGGGGACGCAACAGCGUCGCGGAGGCAUACGGCACUCCCUCGCGGCAGCCACACCCACUGUCUCAAGAAGUGCCCAGAGCAAGAAGUCCCCACCCGUAUGGAACUCCAGAGCAGAACAUCGCAUACAAUCAUUAUGAUCGCGCUCGGGAAAGCUCGGUGCCCCUGAUCAAGCCUAGAGCGAUAUCACCGGCGCCGCAACCUUCACAGCCAGCUUCAGCGCCGCGAAGCACGUAUAGCCUGCAGUUUCCCGUGCGAGCCUUCGAAUCCUCGGAGGCAAGCCCUCUAUCGACUUCUGCUAACUCCAGGACGAUCUCCAUGCCACGAAAGUCAGUCUCCCCACGGCCGUCAAUGUCAGAGGGCAGUGGAUCAUCCAUCCCAUUUUCCCCUGAUAGCUUUGGAGUACACAAUCCAGCUGCGCCUUUCGCAGAGGCAGAGUCUCGCAAAGGUCCCAUUGUCGGAUGGCACGGACAGGAGAUAGAUCCUUCUGACCAUCUUCCCGUAAACUCUUGGGCUCCAGAGCCAGCCAAGAAAACACCAACAAAGACUUAUGGGCUGGGUAGAGAGAAGGAAUUCGGGCCACGAAGUCUAUCCAAGGAUACUGUUAUCAAUGUUAGAAUGAAACCCGGGUCAAACUUGCCGGAGCAGCGUGCACAGCCUGCUCCUUCAGGCAAGACGACGAUUCGAGGCGUGCUGAAGAAGGCUUCGUCGCAACCGAGAUAUGCCUCGGAGCCGCCGAUGGACAUUUCGAGAAAUCACGACAAUCACCACCCGGUGCCUGAUCCUUACGAACAGCAGCAAAAACAGCUAUCACGCUCAUUCCGAGAAGAAAGUCACAGUGCAUAUGGACCGCCGUCGCUACCGCCAAAAGUUCCCCUUUCCCAUUCACCGGGAGGGUAUGGCGAUGACGCAUUGUCGAGAGAGAUAUCCAGUAUUGACAUUGGUGGAAGUAGACCGAGGCAGGGCGCUGUUUUUGUCCCUGUGAGAAGUCAUCGUGAUAGGAACAGCUUCUACUGA